Molecule: messenger RNA, 2256 nt
Organism: Oncorhynchus tshawytscha (Chinook salmon)
Lineage: Eukaryota; Metazoa; Chordata; Actinopteri; Salmoniformes; Salmonidae
Product: RAC-beta serine/threonine-protein kinase-like
Exons: 14
Coding region: 385-1824 (479 amino acids)
Biological process (GO): protein phosphorylation
Molecular function (GO): protein serine/threonine kinase activity; ATP binding
Source: RefSeq, a predicted model, not a curated record
GCCCAGACACAGGGGGACAUCUGCUCGGGCUGACGCACAACGUGUCCCAACUACGUAUUUUUUUGUUUUGUUGUUGUUGCCUGUUUGGGAUUCCUUCUUGGAUGGCCUGUAACAAAGAUUGUAUCUGUACUGGGUUGAGUCUAUCAAAUAAACAAGAACAACGUGGGGCUAAGUGAGAAAACAGCGUAUAAAUACGCAUGUAUAUAUUUUUUACGGCUCAUACUAGUGCACCCACUUCGCAAACACACCACUGCAGCAAGCAGGCGAAACUCAGGUGGUGGGGCAAUGUUUACACUGACAUCCUCCUGACCAGUCCAACAGUUACCCAGGCCCCCCUCCCAUUCCCCACCUCUACCCCCUUCCACAACCUUUCCACCCUUCACUAUGAAUGAGGCCAGCGUAGUCAGGGAAGGAUGGCUCCACAAGAGAGGUGAGUACAUCAAGACUUGGAGGCCGCGCUACUUCAUCCUGAAGAGUGACGGCUCCUUCAUCGGCUACAAAGAGAAGCCUGAGCUGUCCGACCAGAGCUUGCCCCCUCUCAACAAUUUCUCAGUGGGAGAAUGCCAGCUGAUGAAAACGGAGCGGCCCAAGCCGAACACGUUCGUUAUCCGCUGCCUGCAGUGGACCACUGUCAUCGAGAGGACCUUCCAUGUAGAAAGCAAUGCUGAGAGAGAGGGGUGGAUGCGUGCCAUCCAGGCAGUGGCCAAUGGGUUGAAGGUACGAGAGGAGGAGGAGCCCAUGGACCUGUUUGGUUCUCCCAGCGACAGCAGCAGCAUUGAGGAGAUGGAGGUGGCCAUGUCCAAGACCAACUCUAAAGUGACGAUGAGUGACUUUGACUACCUGAAGCUGCUGGGGAAGGGCACGUUUGGCAAGGUGAUCCUGGUCAAGGAGAAAGCCACAGGGAUGCACUACGCCAUGAAGAUCCUGCGCAAGGAGGUCAUCAUCGCUAAGGACGAGGUAGCGCACACGGUUACGGAGAGCAGAGUGUUACAGAACACCCGGCAUCCCUUCCUCACGACACUGAAAUACGCUUUCCAGACUCAUGACCGAUUAUGUUUUGUGAUGGAAUACGCCAACGGAGGAGAGCUCUUCUUCCACCUGUCUCGGGAUCGUGUGUUCACGGAAGACCGGGCCCGUUUCUAUGGCGCUGAGAUCGUAUCUGCGUUGGAGUACCUCCACUCUCGUGACGUGGUAUACAGGGACCUGAAGCUGGAGAAUCUAAUGCUGGACAAUGAUGGACAUGUUAAAAUCACAGACUUUGGGCUGUGUAAGGAAGGCAUCACGGACGGUGCCACCAUGAAGACCUUCUGCGGUACCCCGGAGUACCUGGCGCCGGAGGUGCUAGAGGACAAUGACUACGGCCGGGCGGUGGACUGGUGGGGCCUGGGCGUAGUCAUGUACGAGAUGAUGUGCGGUCGGCUGCCCUUCUACAACCAAGACCACGAGCGGCUUUUUGAGCUCAUCCUCAUGGAGGAGAUCCGAUUCCCCAAGAACCUGGCCCCAGAGGGCAGGGCCCUGCUCAGCGGCCUGCUCAAAAAGGAUCCCAAGCAAAGGUUAGGGGGAGGACCGGAUGAUGCCAAAGAAGUGAUGUCCCACAAGUUCUUCACCUCCAUCAACUGGCAGGACGUGGUAGAUAGAAAGCUGACUCCGCCCUUCAAGCCUCAGGUGACGUCAGAGACUGAUACACGUUACUUCGACGAUGAGUUCACGGCACAGACCAUCACCGUCACGCCUCCAGACAAGUAUACCAACCUGGACUGUGGCAUCCCCAACCAGCCAGCACACUUCCCCCAGUUCUCUUACUCUGCCAGCAUACGAGAGUGACCCCGUCUUUACCAUACACACUGAAGAUAUGCAUAGCACAUCAGUUCACACUCUCAUCCACACACACACACACACUUUCUUGUAAAAAAAAAGACUGCAAGCUUGAGACUCCACACAGGCCAAUGGAUCUCUGGUCACAGCGGGGAUUUAAGUGCCUAGUCUUGCAGCCAUCUUGUCUGCUCAAACCCCGCCUACACUACAGUCACGCACAACAGCAGCCUGUGAACUGCACAGGACCUCAUUCAAUACCUCACGUCGUCAACAUCAGCAGCAGUAGCAUAUCAUCCAGGACACUACUGCUCCUCACUGGAAGGUCUAGUACAGGGCUGCCCAUCCCUCUUCCUGGAGAUCUACUGUCCUGUGGGUUUUCAGUUCAACCCUCUUCCUGUAGAUCUACCGUCCUGUGGGUUUUCAGUUCAACCCUCUUCCUGU